Messenger RNA from Chara braunii, 689 nucleotides. NCBI's taxonomy places the organism in Eukaryota, Viridiplantae, Streptophyta, Charophyceae, Charales, Characeae. The record is from the annotation of a GenBank genome assembly.
UUAGAGACCAUAGUUGACAGGGUCCUCCAAGGAUUCUGUGGUCCUUAGUAAGCCAGUCAUAAGUUAAGUCAGUCAGGGGGUGGGAGUCUAAGUGGUGAGGAGUGGAACUGUCAUCCGGUUGUACACCUAUCACCAUGGUUGACCCGCGGAGCGGUACGAGCACCACCCCAUAUACGAAAGAGCAGGAAGAGAGUGUCGCCGUCAUACUGAGAGAAAGGAAGGAGAAGAAGGAGGCCAAGAAGAAGGCCCUGUUGGAAGCACAGGCGGCGAAGAAGAAGAAGCUUGAGGAAGAGAUGGAGAAGGUGAAGAGAGAAGAGGAGGAGAAGCUUAAAAAGGUAGAAAAAGAAAAAGAGGAGGAGGAGGAGAUACCCCUGCUGAGGACUAUGAGGAGGGAGGAAAGAGGGGAAUCCAGUGGGAUUAGUGAAGACGAGAAGAAACUCGAGAAGAUGGUGUUGGAGUGGGUGGCCAACUUAUCCCUGGGGGAGGAUGAAGAAGCAUUGAUGUACAUCCCCCAGGAUGAGAGGGAUGCUGGAGCGGCAGAGAUAAAGGCCUUGAAAGACCCGUCAGAGCAGCAGGCCCUGGAAGAGAAGAAAAAAAUGGAGUGAAAAUUGUGAUUGAAAAGGCAGAGAAGGAGGCGCAUAGCGGCGGCUACCGGGUUAGAGAAGGAAUUGGCUGCUGCAGCAGAACAG